Messenger RNA from Centruroides sculpturatus (bark scorpion), 3372 nucleotides. Its product is annotated as fasciclin-1-like. Lineage: Eukaryota; Metazoa; Arthropoda; Arachnida; Scorpiones; Buthidae. Bases 547 to 2487 code for a protein of 646 amino acids. Gene Ontology annotation, molecular function: cell adhesion molecule binding. Gene Ontology annotation, biological process: cell adhesion; extracellular matrix organization. The transcript is spliced from 13 exons. Gene Ontology annotation, cellular component: extracellular matrix. The record is from RefSeq and is a predicted model, not a curated record.
ACCAAUUAACAUAAUUGGUAGACCACAUAUAUAGGAGAUAUUAUUUCCUGUUUAAGUCGAAAACAUUAACCUGAAAAUACGUGACGCAUCGACAGGUGUAACAACAUCCCUUAAGGAUGGUGUUUGAACAUCCACCCUUGGUUGUCACGUGGGGGGUGACGAUAUCCGACCGGUUGGCCCGAUUCGCAUCCGAAGUGUACAUUUGUAAAUUCUUAAUAGUUAAAUCAAACCGUGGGUAGGCGUGGCAUGGGGUAUAGCUAGCUAAUGCCAUCUAGUGAUGGUAAAAGUUACCACAAAAGCGGUUAGUUGGGAAGGAUCAUCUACCGAGGAGCGAGAGAGAGAGAGAGAGCGAGAGCUAGUGUGUGUGUAUGUGUGCAUCUGACAGAAGCCCUCUUAGGAUUGUGUGAUAACCACCUGACUUUAGGAAAUAAAGGAUUAUAUCCCUUAUUUUGAUUUACCUAAUCUGUCCAUAACGGAGUGAUUGAAAGGAAAACAGGAAAAAAAGGGAGAAGUGGAGAGGGUGCAACUGUGCCCAACUCGGCAGCCAUGAAGUGCAUCUUGGUGUUAUUUUGUCUUUGUGUAGUCAUCCGGUGUGAGAAUAUUUUAGAUGCCAUAAGUAAAAAUCCAAAUCUAUCGAAAUUCACGAACUUAGUAAGGAAAGACAAUGUCCUGGUCAGCCAUCUACAGUACAAAGUCAGCACGAUGUUCGCACCCACCAACGACGCCAUCGAUAGAGCGAGGAAGUGGUCAUCGAAGAACGACGACAAAAUUGGAUCUUAUCACACAAUAAACUCUCUAGUACCAAAAGAAGUCUUUGACAAAACUACAAAUCCAUCCUCUAUGGUAGGAGGCCCACUUUUCUUAUCAGUUCUGAAAACGGAAAAGGAUUCUAAAGUAGAAACGGAGUAUUACGUCAACAAUGCAAAGAUCAUCGAAGAGGUCUCUUUCAAAGAUUCUAGCACGGGAGGGACGUGGCAGAUCCUCUACAUCAUCGACGAGAUGCUGGAACUGUAUCUCGACAACACUAACACUCCCUCUUUGGAUGCACUCAAGUUUAUGGAACAACCCAACGCUUAUGAUAUUGGGGAAUCUGUCAGCAUGUUUUUAUCUCGUGUCAAAACAGAGAAACAGGAAGGAAUUUUCCGCCAAGACGGAAGAAAUACUUACUUCAUUCCGAUAGAUGUAUCAGAAAGUUACGGAUCCAACAUGGAGAGGCUGAAAAAAAUGGAUUUGGCAGUCAUCAGGGGUCACAUUGUUCCGGGGAUGGCUCUCUUUACGAGAACCGUGGGUAAGAAGGCAUACCUUUCCGAGACCCGCACUCAAGUUUUGAAAGUGCAGCUGUCCAUAGUAAAUCAGUCUGAUCCUCAUGGCGAUGGAUAUAUAUUACACGCCGAGAGUAAUGUCGUGCAUAACCAUCUGAAGCAGAGCAACAUGAAAGGUCUGGUACUAUCAAAAAUCAUCAGGCCAAACAUUCCGGUAUCGAAUGGAGUAGUUCAUUUGAUCGAAACUCCAUUGCUGAUCGUGGAUAAGACGAUUUGGGAAUUCAUCCAGAGAGAUGCACUGUUAAUGGAAUUCCACAAACUGAUGAUCAAUGCACCGAAAUUUACCGAAUUGUUGACGCACACGCAAGAGAAAACGCUUUUUGUACCGUCGAACAAGGCGCUGAGGCAACUUUCCGAAGAGAAAUUCGAGAAGAUCAGAACCAACAGCACCAUCCUCACUAACUUACUAAAUCUACACCUAGUGAUGAAAGCCAUUUCGAUAGAGGACAUUGUAUCAGGCUCCAUACCAAACGAGUUCAUUUCUUCGGAUCUCAACCGAAAUUUAUACUUUAAGGUGGUGGAACAGGACGAGACACAGGUUUUAACGGUAGAAGGUGGAGGAGUCAAUGCCACUGCAGAGAUAGCGAACAUCAGAGCUACAGACGGGGUGAUCCAUAUCAUAGACAGGAUUUUGGGGAUGCCCUUUCAGACCGUCUACGAAAAACUCAAGAAUGAUCCGUCUCUAAGGACCACGUACGAAUUUAGCCAGCAAGAUUCGUGGAACGAACAAUUACACGACGAAAAUAUGAGAUUUACAUUUUUUGCACCGAACGAAGAAGCGUGGGAGAAACUUAAAUCCGAAUAUCCUAGUUCCUUUAAGAAGAUUCAAAUCGGAAUUGUACCUCUUCAUUUGAAAACCAUAUUGAACCGUCACUUACUUGUGGGAAAAGAAUUGUCCAUUCAACAUCUCGAAAUGCAUGAUGAGAUCCAUAUGCAAGAAGGAAUCUUCAAAAUCUCCAAAGGUUAUGGCUAUGUUCAAGUGAAGUGGGAAGGCGAAUUGGCACACAUCAUGCGGCCGGGCGUCCAGGCCACCAAUGGAGUAAUUCACGUCAUAGAUCAAGUGAUGAUGAAGCCGCGCGAUCUGUCGACAGUAAGCUCCGCCCUCGCCGUCCGACAGGCCGUGGCCCUGGUGUCGACGUGUUGUCUGAUGCUGUUGGUAUUUUAAGGUGGCCGAAACAUGCAUUCCCGUCUGCGUGAGGAAAACUGCCAAUCCCGAGUGAAGAACUCCUAAAAAAAGAAUUUUUUUGCAUCACACAAAAUGUCUGCCGGCAGCGGCGACCAGUUCGUCGUUGCCAAAAUAUUGGCGUGGUGGGUCCAGUAUCGCUAUAAUUAGUUAUGAGAUCAAUUCUCAAAUGUGCACAAAAUUUAGAAAUUUGAUGUUUUUUGAUCGGAAGUCGUUUAUUUCUUCUCCCAAAGACGUGCGGCGCGGAGGGGAACGGGUACUUUUUCUUUUAUUCCUCAGAAGAAUGUUUGUACACUAGGUUUAGUUUUGAAAAGAACAGGAACAAUUCCUAUUGACAGCCAAGCUGACCAGCUUUCCCAGUUUUAUGAAAAUUGCUUUUGAAUUGUCAGAAGUCAUUUGCUUGUAUGUUUAAUGAUGUAUUUAAAACAACAACAACCACAAGUGUUUGAUGUUUACUGUUGAAGGUCACAAAAAAAAUAAAUAAAAGAACCAAUUUCGCUUCCUUCUCUUCAUUCCAUUCACCACAACUUAGCUUGUGAUCGAUAUUAACGCCUCUGCAAUCCAUGCGAAAACGUCACGGCACUCGCGGUGCAUCUUGCUAUUUUGAAGUCGUACACUGUCUGUCACACCAACACAAAAAUAGCAAUAAAAGGGUAAGUUUUAAAACAACUGUAGUAUUUUGGUUCGGCGAAUGAUCGGACCCGAGCGGUCUCACCACACUGCCUAGCGUGAAUGGAAUUCGGGAGAGAAGGAAUCACUUGUGAAAACAUUGUAUUAAAAACAACACCCUAUCUAGGGUCAAAUGGUGUAGGAUCUGUAUUCUGAUUGUAUAUGUUAAUAAAGUGCACAUUGUGCAAUGUAAUUUUA